AUGGUUAAAAAAAAGUAAGUCAAAUAAGACUCAAUUAAUAACAGAACUUUCUUUAUCUUUACAUAGAAAAGCUGAUUUAUCUGAACCAUUACUGUAACAAAUAUUUAGUUUUAAAUAUGUAAAAGUUAACGAAAGAAUGGCACUAUCGAAUGGAUUUAAAUAUACGACCGAGAGUGAGAACCCUCUUUGGCUAGAAGGCAUUAACAAAAAACUGAAAGAAACUCACAUCAAAAAUGGCAGUCGUUUAACAUCACCAAAUUAUGAAAAAGCAACAAAUUCUAGAUUAGAAAGCAGAUCAACGCGGCGGACAUCAUUAGACGCUACCUUCGACAUUCAAAAGAAACAGAAAAAGCACCCAAUCGCACACUCUGCAGGAACACUACGCCAGAAUCAUGAUCGUGACCAUAACAAGAAGCCAAAUGCAUUCGCCAAAAAGUUAGACUGGGGCGAUUCUUCGGGACGUCAUGACGUUACCAAUGAUUUUCUAUCCGACCUCCUACCGCAUUACGUCACUCCGCGACACCGGCCACUGAACGCAGACAAUGAUUUUAACGAUGUUAUUGUUGGACGCAGGCACGACACGUUUAAACCAAAUAAAACAGUUCCUGAAGAGUACAAAAGUGUCGUACAUCAUACAAACAGACCAAAGAAGUCCGAUCCUAAAAAUAUUUCAAAGAACACUUCUAAAAUGACCCCGAGAGAUAUUGAAAAAGUUAUGAAUGAUUUUGUUAUACCGGAAUUACCACAGGGACGAUUGCUGGAGAUAAAGAUUUUCUCCAACUGGGGUGAUAAAUUUCUAGUCGGUUUGAAUGGAUUAGAAAUAUUUGACGUAAACGGUGAAGUUGUUAGUAUUGAAAAGAUAUGGUCGGAUUCAGAGAGCGGCGACUGCACGAGGUACGGGCGCACGGAGAGCAUCAUAGACGGCGUGGUGCGCACCACCGACGACCUGCACAUCUGGAGCGCGCCCGCGCCCGCCAGCGCGCCCAUCGCGCUCAGCGUACUGCUGGCCAAGUGCACCACGCUGGCGCUGCUCAGGUUGUGGAACUACAACAAGUCCCGCAUAUAUUCGACGCGCGGCGUUCGUCUGGUACAAAUCAAACUGGACGACAAAGUUAUAUUCCAAGGCGAGAUCGCGAGGUCUAGUGGGGCACUGAAAGGCGACUUGCAGUCUUUUGGUGACACAAUCUUAUUCACAAAAGACUCGAGCAUAUUAGAAAGAAUACUGGUGAACGAUAAAAAUUUCCAAGAACUACUAAAAGAGAGUGACAAUGGUAACGACUAUGGCAUCGUGGACAAGCGGCCCCCCACCGCCAGCGAGAGCCGCGCGCUCAGCCCCGCCGCCGGCCACACGACACACCUGCACACGACACACCGACACUACAACACCAACAAGUACCUCGCCAACGUCGUCAAAAUUGUCUUGAUGUCCAACUGGGGACAGAAACAUAUCAUAGGACUCACGGGUAUAGAAAUCCUGCGCUACAACAAGCCAGUGGCCGUGCAGCGUACGUACGCGUACACGGCGUACAUCAGCGACGAGCGCAUGGACGAGUGUGACAGUGUGGUGGACUGUCGCAGCCUCUUCAACGGCACCAACAUCACCACGCAAUUCGAGGACAUGUGGUGCACCAACUUCGCGCCCGGCACCAAGUUCUGUCAUAUCGUUGUCGAGUUGCAAGAACCCACUGUUAUAACUAGUAUAAGGAUAUGGAACUACAACGGCAGCCUGGAGCUGUCGUACAUCGGGGCGAAGCACUUGCGCGUGUACGUGGACGGCGGCGCGCUGCACUGCCGGCCGCUGCUGCUGCGGCGCGCGCCCGGAGACACCGCGUACGACUUCGUGCAGCACAUCGACCUCGCUGACAUAGACGACAGAUUUGAGGAAACUCCAGAGGAGAGUUACCGCAAGGAGUGUGUGGUUUUUGGUGGCAUCGGGGGAGCGGGCGCGCCCACCGGCUUCGUGCUGCAGAUCAGCAUCUUCUCGACAUGGGGCGACCCGUACUAUGUGGGUCUCACCGGCGUCGAGCUGUACGGCACCGAUGGCAACAUGAUACCGGUCACGGAAACGAACGUGUGCGCGCACCCGUCGAGUGUGAACGUGCUGUACGAGCAGGGCGGGGACGCGCGCACGCCCGCGCGCCUCGUGGACGGCUGCAACUCGUGCGCUGCGCUCGCGCACCACUCCUGGCUCGCGCCCAUACUGCCUCACACACUUAACAGGGUAUUCUUUGUGUUCGACUUGCCGGUGACAGUUUACGGAAUGAAGAUAUGGAACUACGGCAAGACUCCAGCGCGAGGUGUCAAGGAGUUUGCGAUCUUAAUGGACGACCUGUUGGUAUACAAUGGCUCGCUGGAGCGCGUCAAGGGAGAGGAGAUCACCCCGCAGUGGAUCUGUCUGCGCAACGACGAUCCAGACAACUUGCCCAGUCCAUCGAACAGCAGCCGGCGAUCAACAACGAGCGGCUCGCACCAGUCUGCGGACCAACGAGCGCGUCCACACACCAGCGUGCUCGCUGACGUACAUACAUACAAAUACUGACACACACAGACAACAUUAAAUGUUCCUAAACUUUCAUACAUUCAAGCGAAACGUUCC
Molecule: messenger RNA, 2596 nt
Organism: Papilio machaon (common yellow swallowtail)
Lineage: Eukaryota; Metazoa; Arthropoda; Insecta; Lepidoptera; Papilionidae
Product: protein KATNIP homolog
Exons: 16
Coding region: 137-2539 (800 amino acids)
Source: RefSeq, a predicted model, not a curated record